CCGACUCCUGCAUGGCACUGGCAGCAGUGUGAAGGAGGUGGUCGCUGAUGACAAUGUUCUCGAAUCUCUUCUCAUGUGGCCGGUGCCCAUGAAAGGCAUAGGGCUGAUUGCUUACUCUGCUGAGACGCAAGUCGAUCACGAUGCGUCCUAGGUUUGUGUCAAAAUCUCCCUCUCUCAGCAACUAGGUAGAUAGCAGUAGUUGUGGUAAGGCGCUAGAUUGCGGUGUAGUGGCAAGCACAGCAGCUCAAUGAAAAGGUUGCGAGGUCCCAUGCAGAGUUCAGCUGGCAUCUGCAGCGGACGUUGAAGAAGGGGUACCCUCCCUUGUGGCCCGUGCGCUGAUUGGUGGUGAAAUUCUGCACUCUCGUGAAAAUUGGGGCCUCAUCUAUCAUGGUAGAAUGGGGCAUCAUCUGAUGUGAUGCAGAUGAAGGUGGACCUGGCAUGGCUGCCGAUACAGCGUUUGGAAAGGGUCAAUGUUGCUAUCAGGCGCUUUCCGGUCGCUGACAAGAGGGGUUCUUACUCAGCAACGUAAUCAUAGAAUGAGGUGCCUCAGCCCCCAGCAGACUUUCUUUUGUAGAAAGGCACCAUGGCUGUGCCGGUGACCCUUUUCCUGGUGCUCUUCGUCCCUGCCCUCCUCAUCUUCUUUACCUGCCUGAUGAGCUGCUUCAUGAUGUUGACUCCAAACCGGCUCUCACAUUUUGGAAACCGCCAAAAGCCAUCAGCCCGGCACAAACCACCACUCAGCCUAAGCAUUGGCGCUGGGGGCGCCGUCGAGUCGGAUCUGGAUGGCCCGAGAGGGCCGGAGGCAGGUCUGAACAAAGGGGUCGACGUUCGUGUCAACAUAGAGCCAAACGGAGAACUGCUGGCAGAUGAGAGGAGUAGUAUAAUGUCCGCAGGGGUUCUGUUAAGCGAUGGCAACCGGGCAGGGACACCGGGGGGUGCUUCUGACGGAGAGGGGCAACGGACACCAAAAGCCAAGGUCAAGAUGCCGAGGGGAUCUGGAAGAAGCUCGCCACGCUUCCUGGAUCUGGGCCCAGGAGGUGGCCUCGCUAGAGCGACCAGUGCGCCUGUUCCUGAGCUUGAAAUUGUGGACCUUCUACUACUCGAAUCUGUAUCAACAGAGGGAGGAGGUGAACGAACGGUAUGAUAGAAAUGAGGAAGUGGAAUUUUUGCUCGAAAGAGCAAAUCCAAGAUGAGUAUACAAGAGUUUGACCCCGAUCAGGUCAAGCUUGAGGAUUGGCAUCGCCGAGAUGCUGAUGAUGAUUCGCGGUCAGCUUCAGCAAUUAAUUGUUGCCUGGCAAAUGAAAAUCGCUGGGAGUAGUUUCGAGUGCAAGCGCAAGCGACAACGCGUCUGAGUUCUUUUUGAGAGGCUAUACAUUCACUUUCCUUCUUAAUGAGAUCUGAUCUGCAAUUCUCGAUUUCCGAUCCGAUAAACAAUUGAAUACUGAUGAGAAAACAGUUUUCUAUAUCUUGUACUCGUCCGUGAAAAGAUUGAUUGGUCCAUUGGCCAAG
Messenger RNA from Klebsormidium nitens, 1509 nucleotides. NCBI's taxonomy places the organism in Eukaryota, Viridiplantae, Streptophyta, Klebsormidiophyceae, Klebsormidiales, Klebsormidiaceae. The record is from the annotation of a GenBank genome assembly.